AUGGCCUCAGCUGCCUCUGUGACCAACCUGGUAGAUGAGGUCAACUGCCCCAUCUGCCAAGGCACUCUGAGGGAACCUGUCACCAUCGACUGUGGCCACAACUUCUGCAGGGGCUGCCUCACUCGCUACUGUGAGAUACCAGGUUCAGAAUCCGAGGAGUCCCUCACCUGUCCGCUCUGCAAAGAGCCUUUCCGUCCGGGGAGUUUCCGGCCUAACUGGCAGCUGGCCAAUGUGGUGGAAAACAUCGAGCGCCUCAAGCUGGUAGCCAYGCUGGGCCCAGAGGAGGAGGACGUCUGCCAGGAGCACGGCGAGAAGGUCUACUUCUUCUGCGAGGAUGAUGAGGCGCAGUUGUGUGUGGUGUGUCGUGAAGCUGGGGAGCACAGGGUUCACACUGUGCGCUUCUUGGAGGAUGCUGCAGGUCCCUACMGGGAACAAAUACAGAAGUGUCUUAGAAAUCUAAGAAAGGAGAGAGAGGAGAUUCAAGAAAUCCAAUCAAGAGAAAAUAAAAGGAUACAAGUCCUCCUGACUCAGGUGGCCACCAAGAGACAACAGGUGAUUUCUGAGUUUGCACAUCUGAGCCAGUUCCUGGAGGAACAGCAGAGUACACUCUUAGAGCAACUGGAGAGGCUAGAUGGUGACAUUUUGAAGCAACAGGAAGAGUUUGAUUCCCUGGUUGCUGGGGAGAUCUGCCGGUUUAGUGCCCUGAUUGAAGAGCUGGAGGAGAAGAGCGAGAGGCCAGCAAAGGAGCUCCUGACGGAUAUCAGAAGCACUCUAAUAAGAUGUGAAACCAGAAAGUGCCGGAAACCAGAGGCUGUGUCCCCUGAGCUGGGCCAGAGGAUUCGGAACUUCCCCCAACAAGCCCUCCCAUUGCAGAAGGAGAUGAAGAUGUUCCUGGAAAAACUCUGCUUUGAGUUGGACUAUGAGCCAGCUCACAUCUCUCUAGACCCCCAGACUUCCCACCCCAAGCUCCUCUUGUCUGAGGACCACCAACGGGCUCAGUUCUCCUACAAAUGGCAGAAUUCACCAGAAAGCCCCCAGCGUUUUGACCGGGCCACCUGUGUCCUAGCCCACAGUGGCUUCACAGGYGGGAGACACACCUGGGUGGUGAGCGUGGACUUGGCCCACGGGGGCAGCUGCACUGUGGGUGUGGUGAGUGAGGAUGUUCGGCGUAAGGGGGAGCUGCGGCUGCGCCCAGAGGAGGGCGUGUGGGCUCUGAGGCUGGCCUGGGGCUUUGUCUCUGCCCUGGCCUCCUUCCCCGCAAGACUGGCCCUGGAGGAGCAGCUCCGGCAGGUGCGGGUAUCUCUUGACUACGAGGUGGGCUGGGUGACCUUUGCCAAUGCUGUCACUCAUGAGCACAUCUACACCUUCACUGCCUCCUUCACYGGGAAGGUCUUUCCCUUCUUUGGGCUCUGGGGCCGAGGGUCCAGUUUCUCUCUGAGCUAUUGA
Messenger RNA from Urocitellus parryii (Arctic ground squirrel), 1446 nucleotides. It is a transcript of the gene Trim10, whose product is annotated as tripartite motif containing 10. Lineage: Eukaryota; Metazoa; Chordata; Mammalia; Rodentia; Sciuridae. The record is from RefSeq and is a predicted model, not a curated record. Gene Ontology annotation, molecular function: zinc ion binding; protein binding.